Molecule: messenger RNA, 678 nt
Organism: Hydatigera taeniaeformis
Lineage: Eukaryota; Metazoa; Platyhelminthes; Cestoda; Cyclophyllidea; Taeniidae
Source: the annotation of a GenBank genome assembly
AUGAUCCUCUUCUCGGCACUCUUCACCACGGCAACUAUUCUCUUUGACUACCUUCUCCUCCCCUACUUCGUGAUCUACUUGCGAAGGAAUCUUCUCACCUCUUCUCUCAAUUUCUUCCCCUUUCUAGACUUUAUUCUAUUCUACGGGACCCUCUUUGCCUCUGAGUUCCUUUUCCGCACAAUCGCUCUUGAAUUCAAAGGCCUCGGAAGCAGAAUUAUGCGAUGGUCAAGUCCAAGCCUGAUCGGUGCGUUAGUAAUAGUCUCCACCCUCUCUUUCCCGAUGCCCUCCAUCCUAUGCUGGAUUGGCAACGUGACUGCCGGCGCAGCAAACAGCCUCUUUUGUUUCUGUCUCUUCGCCUUGUGUGGGAUUCAGGGCCUGUUAAAGGCGGCCCACGUAUUCCUUGGUGGUCUCCUUUUCACAAAGUAUUGCGACGCCGUGACAUUCAUGCCACGCAGCGUGGCACAGACGGGGGAGCUGCUUCUUGGGAUUCUGAGAUGCUUUUGUGCGGCUCUAUUCUUCAUAAUUGGGGGCGCUGUUUUGUAUCAUCAGCGUUUCAUAGCUGCAUUGGUCAUCGUCUCUACAAUCUACUCGCUGGCGCUUUCAACAGCUAUCGUUGGCUAUGCUCGAGUUUAUGCUCACGAUAAGGCUCUUCGGAUUCGCAUCGAACAUCCAAAUUGA